AUGGAAACGGCCAUGAACCUCUCUGAGGUCCAGCAGAUCACGCUUGAGAAGCUCACGGCGUUGAUCGAGCACGAGCAAGCGGAUCUUAUAGUGACGCAAGGCCCGGACGCACUUCGUGCACGUCUCGAGGCCUUCCCGAACUUUGAGCCCACGUUGAUCAGACAGGUCCAUGACCAUUUGGCAUCUGCCGUGCCCACUCUAUACAUCCUAAUACCGGACACUGAGUCAAGGACUCGUCUUCUGGUUUUUUAG
This is a messenger RNA of Peronospora matthiolae, 252 nucleotides long. The record is from the annotation of a GenBank genome assembly. NCBI's taxonomy places the organism in Eukaryota, Oomycota, Peronosporomycetes, Peronosporales, Peronosporaceae.